Molecule: messenger RNA, 1812 nt
Organism: Scatophagus argus
Lineage: Eukaryota; Metazoa; Chordata; Actinopteri; Scatophagidae
Product: alkaline phosphatase-like
Exons: 11
Coding region: 160-1728 (522 amino acids)
Biological process (GO): dephosphorylation
Cellular component (GO): plasma membrane
Molecular function (GO): alkaline phosphatase activity
Source: RefSeq, a predicted model, not a curated record
GCGUGGGAGUGUGUAGGCGUGUGUUGUAUAUAACCCUUAGCUCACGCUGAAAGGUUCCUCCAUGUGCCCUUUGCUCCUCAGCUACCACUAUAAAGGGACCUCAGCGUGCAGACAAGGGCUCAUGUAUUCAGCUUUUCUCAUUUGUAUAAAGUCAAUACCAUGGCCAGCAAACACAAACUAAUUCUUACUGGAUUUCUGAUUUUCAUUUCAGUGCCGUGGACAGUGUCCGUUUCAGAGGAAGAGCUCCACGCCAGCUACUGGAACAACAAAGGGAAGCAGGCUCUUCACACUGCCCUCAAUGUUCAACCGAAUCUCCACCAAGCCAAGAACAUCAUCCUCUUCCUGGGGGACGGUAUGGGGGUUACAACAGUGACUGCUGCACGAAUCCUCAAAGGCCAGUUGGCAGGGAAAUCAGGGGAGGAGACCAGUCUGGUUAUGGAUACCUUCCCGCACGUGGCCCUAUCCAAGACAUACAACGUGGAUCAGCAGAUGCCGGACAGUGCUGGCACAGCCACAGCUUACUUAUGUGGUGUGAAGGCCAACUACGGCACCCUGGGUGUCACUGCCGCUACCCCAAGGUCCAACUGUAAUGCUAGCUUUGACAAUGAGGUUUCGUCGGUUCUGGACCGUGCCAAGAAAGCAGGAAAAUCAGUGGGAAUCGUCACCACCACCAGAGUACAACAUGCCUCUCCUGGAGCAAGUUAUGCUCACUCUGCUGACCGAAGCUGGUAUUCAGACUCUGACCUCACCCCUGAGGCUGUCCAAAAUGGCUGCCGUGACAUUGCUCACCAGCUGGUUUACAACACGGAGAUAAAUGUCAUUCUUGGUGGAGGUCGUCGGUACAUGUUUCCCAAAAACAUGCAAGACCCAGAGUAUCCAACUACAAGUACAGGAGACCGAAAUGAUGGACGGAAUCUUGUUAUGGAGUGGUUGAAGAACAAAAAGAAAUCUUCAUAUGUUUGGAACAAAGCUGAUUUUGAUGCCAUCAAUCCUAAAAAUACAGACUUCCUGAUGGGUCUCUUUGAGCCUAGCGACUGCCGCUACGAGUUGGACCGUGAUCCAUCCAUGGACCCCUCACUUACAGAAAUGGUGGAGAAAGCAAUUAAGAUUCUCAGCAAGAACCCAAAGGGAUAUUUCCUCUUUGUGGAAGGUGGGAGAAUUGACCACGCACACCAUGCAUCAAAGGCCAAAAAAGCUCUCCAUGAGGCUGUUGAGUUUGACCGAGCAGUUGGGCGAGCAGCUGAACUCACCAGUGAGCUGGACACUCUGACUGUGGUCACUGCUGACCACUCUCAUGUCUUUGCAUUUGGAGGAUACUCCUCCAGAGGAAACUCCGUUUUCGGGGUGUCUAGAUCACUUGCUGAUGACAACAAGCACUUCACCACUGCUGUGUAUGGAAAUGGACCAGGAUACAAGAUUGUCAAUGGAACUCGCCCAGAUAUGAAUGAGACAAUUUCAUCGGAUAAGGAUUACCGUCAGCAGGCUCCCGUCCCUCUUGAGUCAGAGACCCACGGCAUAGAGGAUGUAGCUAUCUUUGCCAAAGGUCCUAUGUCUCACCUUUUCCAUGGGGUCCAGGAGCAGAGCUAUAUUGCCCACGUCAUGGCUUAUGCUGGUUGUCUGGAGCCCUACGAAGAUUGCGCCCUGCCUUUGCCCAACCAUGCUCGAUCCAUCCACCCCAGUCUGCUGCUGCUGCUCAUCCUGAUGGGCCUCCUUCUCUUCUCCCUCUGAUGAAAGCUUUUGGAGAAAUUGUCCUGAUUUUGGAAUAGCAGUGCUAUGUAUGCAGUAUUUUUCUAAAAAAAAAAAAAAAAAAAA